GAAGGCGCGACAUUGAGCGUAAAAUUAUUAUUUGACGAGGUAAAUAUACAUCAGCAUAACGUGAGCGAUUGUCCGGUGAUGUAAUUCACAGAAUGCGCUGACACUGAUCGUUACUACACGUUAUGACCUCAUCGCAGUAUCGUAAGGUACGUCAAGAUAGUCGUCGCUCGGGUCUGCCGCGCGAAUUAAUUAAGGACUGUAAAUUAUUCGCCGCGGGUCACCAUGUGCUCGCGAUUGUGCGCGACGCUGCUCUCGAUAUUAAUCUUGCCCGGGGCACGCGCGAUUCAACCGUUCAAUGGGAACACCUUACCGCCGAAUAUCUCGGAGAAGCUCGACGAUUAUUGGCAAACCUACAAGACGCAGUUUAAUAAGACAUACGCAAAAAAUCUGGAAAACGCGAGAAGAGCGUGUUGGGAGCAAAAUCUUGUGGAGAUUUAUAAGCACAAUUUAAUGGCUGCCGCAGGGCAUCAUAGUUACACACUGCGAGAUAAUCAUAUUGCCGAUCUCAACACUCGACAAUAUAUGCGCGAAAUGGUGAAACUGAUGCCGAGUCGAAGACGUCGACUGCCGACCGAACCGAUCGUGUCGGCUCUGAAGGAUCCUCGCGAAAUACCAAAACGUCUGGAUUGGCGCGAAUACGGUUUCGUCACUCCGCCGGUGAACCAACGGAGUUGCGGGAGUUGUUACGCUUACUCGAUCGCGGAAAGUAUAGAGGGGCAGAUAUUCAAGCAGACCGGCAUGCUGCUAUCCCUGAGCACACAACAGCUGGUAGAUUGCAGCACGGCGACCGGGAACCUCGGCUGCGUCGGCGGCUCCCUUAGGAACACUUUGAAAUAUUUGGAAAAGUCGAAAGGUCUCAUGGCUAGAUCCAUGUAUCCCUACAACGGCGAGCAAGGGGAAUGCAGAUUUCAGAGGGACCAGAGUGUCGUCAAUAUAACAUCGUGGGCAAUCCUACCGGCGCGGGACGAGAAGGCUCUGGAAAUAGCAGUGGCGACAAUAGGUCCCAUAGCCGCCUCCAUAAAUGCCAGCCCAAAGACAUUCCAGCUUUAUCACAAAGGCAUCUACGACGAUCCUCAAUGCAGCUCGGACAUGGUGAACCAUGCGAUGCUCGUCGUCGGAUAUACGCCGACCGAGUGGAUCCUGAAGAACUGGUGGGGCAAUAGUUGGGGUGAAAAUGGCUACAUGCGACUGGCGAGAAACAAAAAUCGUUGCGGCGUAGCGAACUACGCGGCCUAUGUUAAAGUUUGAGAAUUCCAUUUCUCUCGAAUUUGAUCGAAAAAACUCUCGCGUGUAUACCUCAGAAAAAUAUGUUACAAUAAUUUUUACAUCUGACACGAAACAAAUUGUGCGAUAAAUCGAUAGAUAUUUACGGCGGUUGCGCUAGUCUGCGAUAAAUUCAUUGCGUCGGACAUUUUAAUGUUUUUAGGAUAUUAAUUGACACCACGCUAAAUCCAAGAAUCGAGGUCAAAAAAUUCCUGUCACGUACCGAUUUUUUUUGUAUUGAACUAUUAGCGGAUUCGAUUGGGGACACACUAGUGCGCGUCGGUGCAUAUUAAAAUCGUUGUCCACUAUUUUAAUGCUGCAACUCGCGUGACAAUUAAUUAAAAUAUAAUUAAAACAUAUUUGGUAGAUCCUUAAUGCCUUAAGGACAUAAACAAGUUUGAUGCAAUAAAUGAGUAAGGAUCA
Molecule: messenger RNA, 1686 nt
Organism: Wasmannia auropunctata (little fire ant)
Lineage: Eukaryota; Metazoa; Arthropoda; Insecta; Hymenoptera; Formicidae
Gene: CtsL4
Product: cathepsin L1
Exons: 5
Coding region: 223-1248 (341 amino acids)
Cellular component (GO): lysosome
Molecular function (GO): cysteine-type endopeptidase activity
Source: RefSeq, a predicted model, not a curated record